Molecule: messenger RNA, 337 nt
Organism: Dibothriocephalus latus
Lineage: Eukaryota; Metazoa; Platyhelminthes; Cestoda; Diphyllobothriidea; Diphyllobothriidae
Source: the annotation of a GenBank genome assembly
GGACAUUGCCGCGCGAAACUGCCUGGUAAGCCACAAUCACGAGAGCGGCAGGAUUGUAAAACUGUGCGACUUUGGUUUGGCACGGGACGUCUACAAGAACGACUACUACCGCAAACGCAAUGAGCCGAAAUUGCCCGUACGCUGGAUGUCCCCCGAAGCCAUUCUCGAAGGCCUGUUUACCAGCAAGUCGGAUGUUUGGGCAUAUGCAGUCACCUGCUGGGAAGUAAUGACUCUUGGAGCCGACCCGUUCUACGGACAAGUUAACUUGGAAGUCAUCAAUCUCGUCCUCGGCGGGACAGUGUUGGCACGACCAGAAAACUGUCCAACCGCACUGUGA